AUGGCAAUAUGGUUACUAGCUUUAAUCCUGGCCCUCCCUACCAUUAUACGAUGGGACUUGUAUUUAGAAUCUAUAUCUUGGGGUUUUAACUUGAUCUGCAUCCCUAUAACAAUCUUAGUUUUUAGUUGCUACACGGCGAUUUACGUUCUGGUUAGAAGACAGUUGCAUCUGUAUGUGGCGACUUCGGGAGGAAGGUUAUUAGAAGGACACUAUUUGACAGAAAAUUCUUGCCUCGUGCAAAAACUGAGAAUUAAGGAAAGAAGUGUGGCGUACACAACAUUCAUAUUGGUUUUGGUAUUUAUGGUUUGUUGGGUUCCAUUAUCCAUCGUUGUAAACAUAAAUUCAUGGUGUAGUACUUGUCUUUGCCAAUACAAUUGGCACUAUGUGGUUUGUUUGGUAUUUCUGCACCCACUGCUAAACCCGAUUGCUUACUCAUUAUGUACCGCUAGGUUUCGAAAAGCCUUUAGGAGAGUUAUAAGAAAAAGUACUUUUUGA
This is a messenger RNA of Porites lobata, 495 nucleotides long. The record is from the annotation of a GenBank genome assembly. NCBI's taxonomy places the organism in Eukaryota, Metazoa, Cnidaria, Anthozoa, Scleractinia, Poritidae.